This is a messenger RNA of Bufo gargarizans (Asiatic toad), 2359 nucleotides long. RefSeq names its product leucine rich repeat containing 56 (gene LRRC56). Lineage: Eukaryota; Metazoa; Chordata; Amphibia; Anura; Bufonidae. Gene Ontology annotation, molecular function: protein binding. The transcript is spliced from 15 exons. The record is from RefSeq and is a predicted model, not a curated record. Bases 215 to 2041 code for a protein of 608 amino acids.
GUGACUGCAGCGUCCUGCAUUACUGAGGAAUAAAACCGAGAACAGGACAGGAACAAGACAUUAACAUCUGAAAGCCCAUAAGAGAGAUUUAUUGUAACCACCGAGAGGAGGGAAAUGAAUGCAGCAGCAAUGUGAAAAACAUCUGCACUGAUCAGGUUUUCUUGCUCGAGUGGGAAAGUUUUAGAGAAAUGUAACCUUUUCUGAGAGGUAAACCAUGGAACAGAGGCGCCCCGAUACACCCAGCGUGAGGGUCCUUGAUUUGGGUUGGCAAGGUCUGCUGAAUCCAAAUCCUGUAAGCCGAGAAGAAGAUGAAACCCUUGUUGAUGAAUACCUCUCCCCUUCAAGACUGAAAGCACUUACUGGGGAAGAUAAUCUGCAAGAAGUUACAACACUCCAAAUGUGUGUGGACACAAGGGAGCGCACCUUGGGGAAUUUUGGUACACACAUGCCAAACCUUAGAGAACUUAAGCUGAACAACAGUGUGAUAAUGUCCAUCAGAGAUCUUGGUACUUCGCUGUCACAUUUACAAGUGCUCUGGAUGGCUCGUUGUAGCCUUACUGAUCUUGAUGGCAUAUCCUCCUUCUCUUCUUUAAAGGAGCUGUACCUGGCUUAUAAUGAUCUCAAGGAUCUCAGCCAGGUAAGCAUGCUGGAAAAUCUGGAGAUCCUUGAUCUUGAAGGCAACAAUCUGGAUAAUAUUAGUGAACUACAGUACUUGGCUUUAUGCAGCAAGCUUACAACACUCACUUUGGAAGGAAACCCCAUAUGUUCCCGACCCAGUCCUGAAGACACUGAGUCUUCAGAUUACAAUUACUGUGUAGAAGUGAAAAGAUUGAUCCCACAAUUGCAAUACAUUGAUGAUGUCCCAGCUGACCAGAGAAACCCAAACACACCACGCACUCCAAACCAGGACUGGCUAAUGGUGUUGGACUCCCUCAAAGAAAGUGCUAUGAGCAUAGCAUCUGUGGACCUAGGACGUGCCCAGAGAAAGCCAUCUAUGAGACCCAGUACAGCCCAGCCAGUAUUAAUCAGGCGACCACACUCAGCCCCAAGAGCCUCAAGUGCUGGAAGAAUUGUCACUAGCCUCCCAAGUGCUGAACCAUCAGAUGAUUCUCCAGCCGAGGAUGAAGCCAGUGACCUAACUCAUGGUGUUGGCAAAGUCAUCUGUGGGAAUCCUAUUAAAGCUCUGCGUGCACGCAAGGAAAAGUUGGAGGCAACUCAUGGCUCAAGUGUACCACCGAAGGGAUUCAAGCCGGAAGUCUCAUUUGAUUCUGUGUCUCAAAGGGAUAGGGAUGAUGUGUUUGCAGAACUGAAAGCUUGGAGAGAGAUGCAUCAUGAGGUGCUGCAAAGGAUAAAGGAUGAACGGGCUCCACAGGUUCUCACAAUAUCACAUAGUGAUGAAGAGGAUACAGAUAGUUUCUCUUCCAGCAGUGAGGAUGAAGAUCUGGAGGACACUUGGGACUCAGGAUGCCCUGUUAGAGUAUCCCCUGAGACUUCAAUUCACUCUCCUAGAUCACCGACAGCCAUCCCACUGAAUGCUGGAGAGUUGAUAUCACCUGAUUCCCCACUGCAGCCAUCACCCCCUAUCACUCCAUGCCCACCGGUUUCAAUAGGUGUAAAAUCCAGACCUAACAAGGGUGCAGACAUUCGAGCCAGGCGUUUGCUUAGGGUCUACACUCCAAGCAAGACCACAGCACUGAGAGCAAUGCCAACAGAUACGUGCAUGGGGGAUGAGGCCUUUUUGGCAACUGAUAUUGAUGACAACAUUAUUAGGGCUCAGUUGAUGAUCCAACAAACUAGUAAACCAGUAGGUGAGCUGAACACAAGGUCCUCUUCUGGAACAGGACAACUGGAAAAUAAUAACUCCAGACCAAUAUUAGCCAGAUUUAUUUCCUCUCAUCAGCCUGUUAUUCGCUCCUCCAUCAAAACCCCAGAGAGACCCUCACCCCCACAAAUCAUUCGUCCUGUUACAGCCACAGGCAUCCUGCAAAGGCUGCCCAAUCGACCAACUCGUUUAACAGCUAGCAAAAGUUCAAGGACAUAGCAAGCAGAAUUUAGAACACCUUGUCACAACAAAAAAAAAAUUCUACAAAGGCCACCAAAGAAGCCUCGAUAAUGGACUGUUGCCAUUGACUGCUUCCUACUAGCUCAGUGGAACUCUUCACAAGCAACAUACUGGAGGACCAAUUUCUGAAAAUAGUUCAACAAUUUUAAGAUGGUAAAGGGAACCUUCUUAAUAAAAAAUUAUUUUGAUGGUAAGUUGCCUUGACUUGAUAACUUAAAGCCCAACUUCAAUCUGACGUUCAGGUGUUACUACAGUUAACCCAAUAUUCCAUUCACUCCCAUGUCACGCUUUGAUAGG